Molecule: messenger RNA, 1659 nt
Organism: Metarhizium album ARSEF 1941
Lineage: Eukaryota; Fungi; Ascomycota; Sordariomycetes; Hypocreales; Clavicipitaceae
Product: glucose transporter-like protein
Exons: 1
Coding region: 1-1659 (552 amino acids)
Biological process (GO): carbohydrate transport; transmembrane transport
Cellular component (GO): membrane
Molecular function (GO): carbohydrate:proton symporter activity
Source: RefSeq, a predicted model, not a curated record
AUGGGUGCUCUGCGAAAGGUGUCCCUCUCCAAGCCUCCCGGCGAGGCAGGCAAGGCAUGGCCCGGCAUCGCCAUCGGCUUCUUCGUCGCCUUUGGCGGCGUGUUGUUUGGCUAUGAUACUGGCACCAUUUCCGGUAUCCUGGCCAUGCCCUACUGGCAGAACGAAUUCAGCACUGGGUACAUCAACCCCAAGGGCCAUCUCGACGUCACAACUAGCCAAGAGUCGGCCAUUGUCUCUAUUCUUUCUGCCGGCACCUUCUUCGGCGCGCUGGCCUCGCCCUUCAUGGGUGACUACAUUGGCCGCCGACUCGCCCUCAUCGUUUCCACCUGGGUCUUCAACCUUGGCGUCGCCUUGCAAACGGCCGCCACCGCCAUCCCGCUGUUCCUCGCUGGCCGAUUUUUCGCGGGCCUCGGCGUCGGCUUGAUAUCUGCCCUCGUUCCCCUGUACCAGUCGGAAACUGCCCCCAAGUGGAUUCGCGGCGCCAUUGUUGGCGCCUACCAGUUCGCAAUCACCAUCGGAUUGCUCCUCGCCGCCAUCGUCAACAAUGCCACGUCUGGUCGAAACGACUCUGGUAGCUACCGCAUUCCCAUUGCCGUUCAGUUCGCCUGGUCUCUUAUUCUGUUUGGGGGAAUGCUCAUACUCCCCGAGUCUCCCCGCUACUUGGUCCGAGCCGGAAAGGAUGAAAAGGCGGCCAGGGCUCUUGCGACGCUUCGCCGGCUUCCGCCGGACCAUCCUGCCGUGCGCUCGGAGCUCGAGGAGGUCAAGGCGCACCACGAGUACGAAAUGACGCUGGGCGCUGCCACGUACCUGGACUGCUUCCGGCGGUUCAACAUCAAGAAGCAGUUCACAGGCAUGGCCCUGCAGGCUCUCCAGCAGCUCACCGGCAUCAACUUCAUCUUCUACUACGGCACCAAGUACUUCCAGAACUCUGGAGUGUCUUCUGGAUUUGUCAUUCAGAUGAUCACGUCGUCGAUCAACGUGGCCUCUACCAUCCCUGGAAUGUACGCCAUUGACAAGUGGGGACGGCGUCCGCUGCUCUUCUACGGGGCCAUUGGCAUGUGCGUGUCGCAGUUCAUCGUGGCCAUGUCUGGCACCUUCUCGUCCGGCCAGCGGCCGAAUGGCGACAUUUACGUCACAAACUUGGCGGGGCAAAAGGCCGCCGUCGCCUUCUCGUGCAUUUACAUCUUCUUCUUCGCCUCGACGUGGGGACCGCUCGCCUGGGUGGUGACGGGAGAGAUCUUCCCGCUCAAGCUCCGUGCCAAGUCCCUCAGCCUUACCACCGCCACAAACUGGCUCUUCAACUGGGCCAUUGCAUACUCGACUCCGUAUCUGGUCAACUUUGGUCCCGGCUUUGCCAACCUGCAGUCAAAGAUUUUCUUCAUUUGGUUUGGCUGCUGCUUCAUCUGCAUUGCGUUUGUCUACUUCUUCAUCUACGAAACCAAGGGCCUCACCCUGGAGGAGAUUGACUUGCUCUACACCGAGGUCAAGUCGGCGAGGAAGUCGACGAGGUGGAAGCCAAACGACACGUGGGUGCAUCGACAGAGUCUGGCCAAGCAGGGCGGUGGUGUCGGAGACGAGGCGACGGCCGCGACUGGUGCGGAUGAUGGUCAUGGCAUGGCGGACACGUCGGGCUUGGAAAAGAGUGGAAACUCGGCAUGA